This is a messenger RNA of Scheffersomyces amazonensis, 1754 nucleotides long. RefSeq lists its product as uncharacterized. Lineage: Eukaryota; Fungi; Ascomycota; Pichiomycetes; Serinales; Debaryomycetaceae. Bases 105 to 1691 code for a protein of 528 amino acids. The transcript has a single exon. The record is from RefSeq and is a predicted model, not a curated record.
AGUAGAAUGUCGCACACAACAAAAUAGUAGGAUCAGAUAUUUGUCUCUACAAGUUAAAUGAUUAGACAUACUAAUGUCGUAUAUUUAUAAUCACAACCAUCAAUAUGAGCAAUCCAAUAGGACCGACAUCGAAUGAUGAAUUGUCAAAAGAUUCAGUAUCAAAUGAACUUGAAGUGGAUACUUCACUGACAGUACCUUCUUCAUCAGAUACCUUACCACAAACUUUAAAUCAAGAUGCUAUAAUUCAAAAAUUAAAAGCAAUACCAUUAGAUAAACUUAAAGAAGUAAUAACUAAUCAAAUUGAUUUAGAAAUAAGAUUAAAACAUAAAGAAUUGAAAUUGACAGAAAUGGAAGUUGGAAAAAUUGAAUCACAAAUGUUAAUACUAAGAAAGUUCUUUGAAGUACCGAAUGAUGUAAAAAUUGAUAAUGAACCAAAUGAAUUCACAUUAAAAUAUUUUGAUUUAUUAAAUAAAUCAUUAACAUUAACUUAUAAUGAUAUUACUAGACAAAAUCAACGUCAACAAAGUGCAGGCAGUUUGUUUAAUUCUGAUUAUCUUGAUGGUUAUGAUCAUUCAUCUAUAGAUUAUAAUCCAUAUUCAGUUAGUCAUUCUUAUAGAACAAGAUCAACUACUUCAUCUUUAAGACCUUUACAAUAUAAUCUUCCUUUACAACCCCAACCAUUAAGCAUUACACCUCAACAAUCAAUAUCACAAUCUUCAAAUACUCCAACAAUAACUCCAAAUGCUUCUCAACAAAAUCUUGCAGCCAUAAGGUAUAAUAAUCAAAAUUUAGGUUGUUUAUAUAGACGUACUGAUGGAGUUAUAGUUAAAUUAACUUGUCCAGAUUGUCAAAGAAGUAAUUUUUCAUCAGCACAAGGAUUUUUAAAUCAUAGUAGAAUUGCUCAUUCUAAAGAAUAUACAUCACAAGAUGCAGCUGCUUUAAAAUGUGGAUCUAUAAUUCCUGAAAUAAGACAAGAUCCUACUGGAGAACAUAGUAUUCAAAGAUUAAUAGAAAAGGGAAUUGAUCCAAAUCGAAAUUUAAAUGUAAAUGAAGUUCAAUUUAAUGGAAUUAAUAAUAAUGGAGUGAAUUCAAUAAUUCUGGAUGUUGGAGUAUUGAAUAAUUCUAAUGUUAGGAAUUCUAUAUCCAAUUCAAAUACUAGAAAUAGUAGUAUUGAAUCAACUAGUAAUUUAAUAAAAACAAGUUCUUCUGAAUCUCUUCUGACACCAACUCCUCAUUUUGAAACCAAAUACCUGGAUGGUGAACUUUUAAGAAAGAUUGUUAAAGAAGGGAAAAUGAAAAAGGAAGAAUAUGAAAAGUUAAUAGAUGAUACAAGAAAACCUCUUACAAAUGCCCAUUUAUUUGAUGAUGAAUUUGAAGAAGAUUCUGAGGCCAUUGAAUCGGGGAAUUCAUCAACCAAUCUUACAAAAGCUCUGUCUAUUGCCAAUGCUAGAUCAAAGAUUAAGCGUAGAAAAUCGAGAGGGGGUAUUAAUAUUACUAUAACUCGAGGAGAUAGUGGAUUAGAGAUUGAAGGAGAUGAUGAGGGAGAGGAUGAAGAAGAAGAAGAAGAGAGAGAGCAACAACAACAAGACCGAGAGGAGGAACAACCAGAAGUAAUAGUUAAGCAAGAAGAUGAAAAGAAACAUUCUACACCAACUGAAGAACCGGAUCCAAAGAGAAGAAAAAGUAAAUAGGUAAUCAUGUAUAUAGUACAGGGGAAAAUAUAUAAUACAUAAUAAAUAAAAAACAGCACUAAC